AUGGAGACCAAACUCCUCACGGGCAUUGAACGAGUGGGGCCCCAGUUUAGGAUCUUCUUCAUGCGCGGCAGGGGUCAGCGAUUGGCCAACAUGUUGACAUUCUUGCAACCUGCGGCUGUAGCACUCUUGGCGCAGCAGGCCUGGUCCUAUCGCAAGUCCUCGAUCUCCAUGGAACACUGGGAGCGGCCUGUGCCCACGUGCUUCCCCAUCACCAGCAUUUGCCCGGCCGGGGGCUACCGACGUCGUCAGAACUUACAUCGAUGGCUGGCCACCAGGAUCCACGCGGGAGAUCGCGUACCUGAUGUCUCUCUGCCGGGGGGUCAACAUUUGCACCAAGUGCUGAAGAAGUCGCGAGGUUUCACCUUGCUGAUCUUCGAAGGUUCGGCUCCGGAAAAUCAAGAUAUGGAGAAGCACUUGCACAACAAAGUGUUCCUCGCCGGGAGGAACCGCUGUACCAAACUUGUGGGUGCUGGAAAGAGUUGCUGA
Molecule: messenger RNA, 486 nt
Organism: Cladocopium goreaui
Lineage: Eukaryota; Dinophyceae; Suessiales; Symbiodiniaceae
Source: the annotation of a GenBank genome assembly